UCUCGAUCUCGAUGGUCCAGUUGUCAAACUAUUAAUUUGUGACCUCAUACCUCAAAUUCUAUGAUCACCAUAGAUAAUUAAUUCAGUUUCAAUGACCUGGACGCCAUGUUGAAUAAAAUAUAUCAAUUCGAAUAGAAGCUAGAAAUGGUGGCUGCUCCGUUACGGAUCUCACGCAAGCGCUUAGGUAAGCGCGCACCAGGUAAAACAGUUGGAGGGGACAAACAAGUUUGAAAUUUUUAGUUAGUAAAAUGCCAAGAUAGUGAAAGCACUAUUCAACUGUACACAAAUCGCUGCCAUAUGAUAAUGCGACUGCUGCCGUACUCAAAACACAAAAUGACGAAUUGACAAUGUGGAAAAUUGUAGAAAACGUAUCGCUUCAUCACCUAACAUAGACCAUCGGAAAUACGUUAAACAUCAUCCGGCAGGUGUUUAAAGGUGAACACAGACAAUCGAGUGUGUUUCUUAACGUGAAAUGGCGUGCUGUGUUGUGAAUUUCUGAAUUGUGAAACAAUUUUCGGAAUUAUGAAGGUGACUGUGUGUUUUGGAAAUGUGAGAGUUGUAGUGCCAUGUGGAAAUGGGGAUAUUUUCGUCAGGGAUCUGAUCAGGGAGGCUACGCUGAGAUUCAAAAAGGCAACUGGCAAGGGUUCAGCGUCAUGGGUAUCGGUCCACAAUCUACAAACUCAAGGUGGAGGCAUCUUAGACCCAGACGACAAACUUUGUGACGUUGUUGACGAUAGGGAGCAGAUCCUCGCCAGUUUUGAAGAUGGCGAUGGGCCUCACCAUGGUGGUGGAGAUGGAGCCAGUGGAAGUUCAGUUGGCACGGGGAGUCCCGACAUUUUUCACGACGGUGACAAAUAUGGAACCUCCUACCCCCAAACGGACAUCGAGGUGACAGGGGAACAGAUCGCCAACGGGGUGCCAAUAGGAUCGCUCCAGGUGCGUAGGGGCAGCGAGCCCGCCCUAAACCAACUACCCCCAGGCCCGCCACUGCCCUCCGCCGACAACACCAAGAGGUGGAGCGCCGCUCCCUUGAUAUCCGAUCCCCCGCCCUCUCUCGGUUACAUCGGCGGCUACGUGGACGAAGAUGACGCCCCCGGCUUCAGAAGAAUCCAGAGGGACGGCAGCAACAGGCUGUCUAUGCAGUUCUUCGAGGACGGAGCAGGAUUCAGAUGGGCAGAUGCAGCAGAUAGGGCCAAGGCUAGAGUCCAUACGAGUACAUCACUUCCAAGAGAACACAAAAGAAAGGAACCCCUUGGUCAGGCAAACAUAGCUACAAGUCCGACUCCUUCAUCAGAACCAAGUGAACUGAUUCUUAUAAGAAACGAACUUGGUCCUCUGGGAAUCCAUGUUGUGCCCGACUACGACAUCUAUGGAAAAGAUAAGGGACUUCUUGUUCAAGGGAUUGAACCUGGAGGCAGGAUAGACAGGGAUGGUAGACUGGCCAUAAACGAUAGAAUUAUAGAGAUUAACGGACAGAAUUUGUUAAAUAUGCCUUUUCAACGAGUCCAAGAUAUGUUUAAGCUAUCCCUGACAUCUUCUGAACUCAGACUGAGAGUUGUGAAAGGCUACACGUCGAACGCACUCAAGAAGCAACCCAAGGGCAAAAAAUUCCAAGAAGACUCCUCAAUGGUGGAAUUUGAACCAAAACGUAAAUAUACACCAAACACAAAGGUCGCAACAGUGUCGCCAACCAAGAAGAUCCCAGCUGGUUCUAAAAACCUGAAGUCCUUGCUAUCUGCAAACACCAGAAAGAUCGGAAGGAAGAUCGAGAUAGAACUUACCAAAGGUCCCCAUGGAUUGGGGUUCAGUAUCACGACCAGAGACAACCCUGCUGGCGGGAAUUGUCCUAUAUACAUCAAGAACAUCAUCCCUAAGAAUUUACAGGGAGCAGCUGUGGAAGAUGGCCGUUUGAAGAUUGGCGACCGGUUGCUGGAAGUCAACGGUGUUGAAAUGACUGGCAAGAGUCAAUCAGAGGCUGUUGCUGUUCUCAGGAACGCACCACCCGGUAGCAAGGUUAGAAUCGUUGUGUCCAGGCAAGAAGACGUUGUAGAUACUGACAACGAACUUCCUAGGAUAAUUGAGUCUGAAGCACAAAAGUCGCCUGGGGAUGCAGUAGACCCUUCGACGUGUAGAAGUAGCGACUCACCUCCAACAAUCCCUCCCUUGCCUCAGGGCCAUCUUCAAGCCCUCCAAAAUAGGACUCCUGAAAGGGGGGGAACUGUAGCCAAAAUAGUGUCCCAAUUUCAGGACACACCGACAUCGUGCAAUCCUCCAGAAAAACUGGACGACUCCAUGAUCUUCCCUUGGAAGCACAAGGAAGUCCUAACCUACAACAUCCCCGUCUACGACACCGAGAAGGCCGGCCUUGGCAUCAGCGUCAAGGGCAAGACCAGCGGCAACCAGGACCUGGGGAUCUUCAUCAAGAGUGUCAUAAACGGCGGCGCCGCCUCCAGAGACAAAAGACUGCAAACAAACGACCAACUGCUCAACGUGAACGGCAUCUCGCUCCUACAACAGUCCAACACCGACGCCAUGGAGACCCUUAGGAAGGCGAUGCUGCACACGGAAGGACCCGUUCCCGGAAACAUCACCCUGACCAUUGCCAGGAGGGCCUCUUCGCCGCCUCCGGCCAAUAGGAACUACCCCGUGGGGCCGUCUUUGAGCAACCCCAACCUCCUGAACUCGAGCGAAGGAUCCGAGAUCUACCAGUCGAGCGACAGCAGCGACCCCUCGAAAAACAAUUCGGGAACCAGCAGCGGUUCCACCAACACUGUGAUUUAUAACCCUUACGUCCACAGCAGAGAGAACUCCCAGAACCACAAAAUGAACCAGAUACACAACUGGAACCCUGUGAUAGACCGAUUGGUCGGUAAUAGUAAUAAUAAGAAUAGCCAGUUGAGGAACGAGAGUUACUACAAGGCUACUCACGAUACCUGGAGUAGCAGUAUGUUAGCAAACAACCAAUCGUUUGAUAGUCAUCAUUCUACGACCACCGUUACUUUGAAUGGUGGAGAACCUAUAUUGAUAGAGGAUGAGUAUGGUUCCAGGGUCCUCAACCAGCAAAGCACCAGGAUAAACGUUCACAUGACCAACAAGAUGAACCUCUCGAACGGCAGCAUCGUCGAGAGUAGGAAGGACCACGAGCCAGACGGCAAGGCUAGUCUCAACAGCAUAAACUGCAGCGACACCAGGAGCACCGAGUCCUCGCAGACCACGAUCCAAGGAGGCACUGACGCUACGUACGCCAGUCAGUUGUCCUUGGAGAACCCUCAGGGUUUCAGCAGGGACGCUUUCGGGAGACAGAGCAUGUCGGAAAAGAGACACGCCACUUUGGACGCCAAGAGCACUGAUACGUACCAGAGGACGAAGAAGUUGAGGGAGGAGAGGAACAAGGAUAAGGACUCUAAUUUGGUACGUGUUGGGUCCGUGGAAUCGGUCAUGAGUGUCACAAGAACUUCAGAACAUCCAGAAUACGCCGACAAGCUAGGUCAAUUGGGACCUUCUCUGGGCAUGAAGAAGUCCUCCAGUUUGGAGUCCCUGCAGACCAUGGUCCAAGAGAUCCAAAUGCAGGAAGAAGGCGACCCGGCCUACAGCUACAGAGGUCCAUCUGGCGCUCUGAAGGUGAUAAGAGGAAGAGGCUGCGAGGAGAGCUUCAGAGCGGCUGUGGAUGACAGAAUCGUGGAUCCCAACCACAGGAGUGAGAUAUCCGCCAAGAAACACUGGCUGUUGGAUCCACCGACGGAAAGCGAGAGGGAGGUUGAGGGUUUCAACAACGUGAGGGGAGGUCCCAGACAGUCCUCGUUGAACGCAGCUUUGGACAGCAAACACAAGUCGGCCAAGAAGAAGCCAGGAAUACUGAAGGGGAUUGGCUCUAUGUUUAGGUUCGGCAAACACCGCAAAGUGGAUUUCCCUAACGUAGACCCUCACUAUCACCAAACAGGAGAGUUCGACAAGGCGCAACCUCAAAAUUCCGACAUCCCCGAAGAUCAGCCCUUAAAUACAUCCGUCCAACAGCAGCAGCAGCAACAACAGCAACAACAACAGGUAGAAGUUCAUCAGUCUCACCCUUCCGAAAGGAUACACGAACAGCCGGAUAAGACGCAGCAACAGUUGCAGCUCCAACAGCAACAGCAGCAUCAGCAGCUUAUGAGACAACAGCAGCAACAGGCUAACCAUCGGGAACCCCAACAGAAUCACAGGGAGAACGGGCAACCUCUGUACCAGAGACACUUCGUUCACCGUCAUGCUGAACAAGUGCAGGUAAUACCGGAAAACUCGGUGGCGCCACCUGUAAAAUACCGCAACAACGGCGAGGUCCAGAGGCGGUCUGAUAGGAAACUGCACGAGCAGCGCCAGGCGGCCAGGCACACGUACUACCAGUCGGACGACAGGGAGAACCUGUACGACCACGCCAGGCAGCAGCAACAGCAACAAAGGGUUGCCGAACCGACGUACGCUGAGUACGGGGGCAGGCCGGGCAGUCGAUCUGCGGUGGCCGAUUCCGUCCCUUUCACCCACUACGUCAACUACAACGAGCUGCAGAGCCAUCUAAGCAAUCGGAAAGAACCCUUGUCUGACAGUCAAAUAGUUCAGAUGCGUCUGCAAGUGCAGCAGCAAAGGUUAAAGGUGGAGGAAGAAAGCCGCAAACAACACCAAUACCAUUCCCAACGUCAGGCUAAAGCGGACACCCAACUUCGACCCAUGUCCAAUUUCUACGAGUACGAAAGUGUCCAGUCCAUUCUCAACAACCGCGGUAGGUCAAAUGCUCCAUCCCAGUACGUGAAGCAGCCCUCCUCGAACCACCAUUACCAAGACAUCAACUCGAAUUCCCUGCCGAGGAACCAACAGGGUCAACAUCCGCAAAUCAGAGGCAGUCAAAGGGGGCCCUUCGUAACUCAAGUCACUAUCGGUGAGCAGAACGGUACUAAAGUAUGAUAAUAAUUGUUUCGGUAAAGGUGCACUUUAACGAAAACAGCUGGAACGUAUUUUUUCCAGCUGUUGUCGUUGAAGGCUCCAGAUGAUGAAUUAACUUCGAAUUAAGAAAAGAUUCAACUGGAUUUUCUCUUUUUGUAGUUCGAAGUGUUAAAAUUGAAUUUUUUUCGAUAUUCUGUUUGCAUAUUUUAUCAUGGAUAAAAGACUGACCUUAUUACAAUCUGUCUUCGGUUUAAUUUACUUGUGAGCUUUAAUUUACAACACAAUGUCUUUUUUUAUCGACAAUUAUAUUAAUCAAUUUGUAAUUCCAUAUUUUGAACAACACUUGAAGUGUAAUCGCUAAACUGUGUAUUUUUAUUCAGUGAAUUGUUCGACCAAAUAUCUUCAUGUUAUACUUGAAUUUUUAUUAUGUAAUUAUACUUUUUUAUGUUUACUCGAUUUUAUUGUGAGCUAUUAAAGUAGAAUGAAAUUGUAUCAUCGAUCAUGGUAAAUGUUCUUAUUUAUGUAAAUAAUUCUUAUAUUUUGUAUAUUUUAUUCGAUUUUACUCCAAUAAUUAUUCGAAAUGCAAUGAUCCAUUCCAGAUUCUAACGAUCAUCACGAUCUGUGUAUAAUUUUAUUUAGUAUUAUAUUAUAUAAUUGUUGCAUAUUGAGGCGAAUUUCUAUUUAUUUGCCAGCUCAAAGUGUCUUCUAUUAGAUAGAAUUUUAUAAAAUUGUAUGUAAAUAAACCCCUUAUAUUUUUUAUUGUAAAUAAUAAACAAAUUUUAAAACAA
Molecule: messenger RNA, 5702 nt
Organism: Harmonia axyridis
Lineage: Eukaryota; Metazoa; Arthropoda; Insecta; Coleoptera; Coccinellidae
Product: partitioning defective 3 homolog
Exons: 21
Coding region: 523-4935 (1470 amino acids)
Biological process (GO): cell adhesion; establishment of cell polarity; establishment or maintenance of epithelial cell apical/basal polarity
Cellular component (GO): adherens junction; cell cortex; apical plasma membrane
Molecular function (GO): protein binding; phosphatidylinositol binding
Source: RefSeq, a predicted model, not a curated record